Molecule: messenger RNA, 3018 nt
Organism: Plasmodium falciparum 3D7
Lineage: Eukaryota; Apicomplexa; Aconoidasida; Haemosporida; Plasmodiidae
Source: RefSeq, a predicted model, not a curated record
AUGACAAAAUGCAAAAAUGAAUUGAGAAUUUUGAAAGAUUCCAUUAAAAAAAAAAUUGAUGUAUACAAAUACAAUGAAAAGAAUGAUUUUUAUAUAAAGUAUAAAAGCCUUAUACACCGAUGUGAUAAACAAAUAGAUAUAGAACGAAUUCGUUUGGGAAGUUAUUUAUUUAAGAAAGAUGAAGCAUAUAUGAAUGAAAAAGAUAUAAACAAAUUAUUGAAUAAAAUUAUAAAAAAGAAAAUAACACAUGAAUAUAUUUGGAAUAGAAUAAGAAAUAUGAUUUUUAAAUUUAAUUUAGUUAAUGUAGAUAAUAAAAAGAUUACUUCUUUGUCCACAAAUUCUUCUUCAUCUCUUACUUACAUUAUGAACAAUAAAAAAAAUAUUUUUUUUUAUAACAAAUGUUAUGAUCAUAUUAAUGUAUAUUUAUUAUCUAUUGCUUUACAAGUUAUUAAUAAAAGAAAUAGCACCUUUUUUAAUUUUCUAUAUUCAUAUAUUAAUGCUUUUUUUGCAAAUAUGGAACCAAGACAUUUUCUACAUAUCUUCUAUAUUUUAGUAAAAAAUACAUAUCGUGAUUUAAAUAAAUUAUUAAAUAAUAAUAAUAAUCAUACAAAUAAACAUGACAAUCAUAAUAGUACUAUUCAUAUCGAAGAAUGUCAACUAUCUAAUAUAAACCAUACUCUUUUUGUCAAACAAAAAUAUGCCCAUCAUAUUUAUUAUUCGCAAAAAAAUUUUAUUGAACUUUUAACCAAGUAUUGUAUUGAUAAAAUUAACUAUUUCUCUUUUAAUGAUAUUGGUUUGAUUUGUGACGCCCUCACCUACUUCUCCCUGAAACAAAACCCUUUCGUAGAAUACUGGAAUGAAUUCCUCCUGUACAUUUUUGACAUACAUAAUAAAGUCAAUCAAAAAAAUAUACCAUAUGCUCAAAAGGGAGAAGAUAAAAUAUAUGAACGUGAACAAAAUAGCAUAAAUGAAAUAUAUGAACGUGAAAAAAAUAGCAUAAAUGAAAUAUAUGAACGUGAAAAAAAUAGCCAAAAUGAAAUAUAUGAACGUGAAAAAAAUAGCCAAAAUGAAAUAUAUGAACGUGAAAAAAAUAGCAUAAAUGAAAUAUAUCCACAUGAACAAAAUAGCCAAAAAAUAAAAAAAAAUUCUUUUUUUUCGGAUAACCCUUCGGAAAAAAAACAUGAACCUUCAGAAUCCUUUAUAAAGAGAAAAAUGAAAGCCUUUAAAAAAAUAGACCAUUCCUUUAUUGACUAUGAUGAAUAUAUAGAAUUGAAUGGAAAAAACAUUUUGAGUAUCCUUAAAUAUAUUGUGAGUUAUUAUGAGGUAUAUCCUUGUAUAAAAAAGGUUGCAAAUAGAAUUAGCAUAAUUUUGGUAAAUCAAGCCAUUGAUUUAACUCUCCAUGAAUGUUCAGAAAUUUUAUAUCACUUAAAUCGUUUGAGUGCGUUAGAUCAAAUAUUGUUGAAAGAUAAAAUAAGUAUAUAUGAGUAUCAGCUAAAGGACACGUUUUUAACAACGUAUGAUAUAGGUUGUUUAUUAAAAAUAGCUCAAGUGUUGAAUGAACAAAAUUAUUAUGAUAACAUUCCAUUUUUGCAUAUAUUUUUAUAUAACAUACAUAAAUUUUCGUUAGAAAACGCCUCUCUUUUGUUUCAUUUAAUUUGUAAAAAUUAUGAGAAUGAAUAUAUGAACGAUAAAAUAGUAGAAGAAGUUGGUGGUGGUGAGGUAUAUAAAAAGAAAAAAGGAAAUUCUUUUAGAAAUAACUAUAAUGAUAAAUUAUUUAUGAAUAAUAAAAGUUUGUUAAAAGGAUUAUGCACUUUGCUAAUAUCAUAUGAAGAUAUAAUAAGAAAUAUGUCUUACAAGGAGAUGUUUUUUUUAUGUGAAAUUUUAAAUAAAGAGAAAUUGUUUGUGCACACAUCUAUUUUGGGAUAUAUAUCUAAUCGUUUAUGUUACGAUAUAAAAAAAUAUAGAUGUUCAUUAUUGAAGUUUCCUUCAUAUGUUGACUACAUAAUGUUUAUAGCAAUUUUUAUAUAUAAUAACAAAUAUAAUGAUGAUAAGUUGUUAAAUAAUAUAUAUUCUAUAUUUUUAUGUAAUAAUACAGAUUAUAUGUUGAGCUUUAGAAAUAUGAUAAAAAACAAAAUAAUAUAUCAUUAUUGUUUUUAUUUAUUAUGUAUCCAAAAGGAUAUGAGAAACUGUGUCCCCUACUUAAAUUUUAUAUUGAAAAGUGUGUCCUUAUUUGAGCCUAUGAUGUUAUACUAUAUAAUUUUAAUAUAUUUUUAUAAGAGUGCAAAAAAUAAGUACAAGCAUUUAUUCAAUAUGAAACAUAUAAAAACGAAAAAAAGAAUAAAUUAUAUAAGCCUUUCAAAUAGCAAGGAUAUCAUAAAAAGUAAUAUAAAUAUGAAUCAUCCAUAUAGUUUAUAUAAACCAGUUAACGUAUUAAAUGAACAAGAAUUUGAUGAAGAAUUGCUUAGAUUGUUUUUGCCUAUGUGGAAUGUAAUGUUAACAAGGAGAGGAAGAAAAAUGUUGGAUUUUUUAAUUAUGUUGAAUAAAUUUUAUGAUAAUAUAAAUGUACGACAUUAUUUAUUUAACAAAAGGGUUAUAAGAAAAGUAGAGAGAUAUAUUAAUUUGGUUCAUGAAAAAAAUAAAACAAAUAAAACAAACAUAAAUAUUAAAUCCAAAGAAUAUAUUGAUUAUGAUAAAUAUUUUAGUUGUGUGAAAAAUUCUGGAUUCAUAAUUCUUUGUGAUGAUCCAAUUAUCAAAGAACCAGUUCUUUUCGAUAUUCACAAAUUACAAGCUAUAAAAAUAGAACGAAAUAAUAUUUCUAAAAAUGAAAUAUACACAAAUGAUUACAACAAAGAAAAGAAAAUAAAGGAAAGUAUAAAUUACUUAUUAAAUGACUAUAAGUAUAAGAAAGAUAUUAUAAUUAAAAAAGCUAGCACAAUAUAUUCGAAACCUGCAAAAUAUUUUGAGAACUAUAAAAGGGGAACCUCAGUCCAGCAGUUUCUGUCCAUAUAUGAUGAUUGA